This is a messenger RNA of Nematostella vectensis (starlet sea anemone), 3661 nucleotides long. Its product is annotated as APOBEC1 complementation factor. Gene Ontology annotation, cellular component: nucleus. The transcript is spliced from 9 exons. The coding region runs from base 38 to 1768 and encodes 576 amino acids. Gene Ontology annotation, molecular function: mRNA binding. NCBI's taxonomy places the organism in Eukaryota, Metazoa, Cnidaria, Anthozoa, Actiniaria, Edwardsiidae. The record is from RefSeq and is a predicted model, not a curated record.
CUGAGCAGCGCGAUCAGUACUUCAUUCAACACGUGAAAUGACGGUCAAAAAAUUAUCCGAAGAAAUGGCAGAAGAUUUAGCAACAAAUAUGGAGGAAUCGGGCCCAGAACAGGUAACCGAUGGAGUUACUGGAACGCCAAAAGAAGCCGCUUUGCGAGCACUCAUGGAACGAACGAAGUUUCCUAUACGUCAGUGUAAUGGUCAAAGAAGAUACGGCCCUCCUCCGGGUUGGGAUAGACCGAUUCCUCCACGUGGAUGUGAAGUUUUUGUUGGGAAAAUUCCCAGAGAUUUAUACGAAGAUGAACUUGUUCCCGUCUUCGAGACGGCCGGCCCGAUUUACGAGGUUAGACUUAUGAUGGAUUUUAACGGGCAAAAUCGAGGCUACGCUUUCGUUGUUUACACAAGCAAAGACGACGCCAAGAGAUGUGUGAAAACCCUGAACAACUAUGAAAUUCGGAAAGGCAAGUGCAUCGGCGUGUGUUCGUCCGUCGAUAAUUGUAGGUUAUUUGUAGGAGGGAUCCCAAAGAAGGUGAAAAAGGACGAAAUAAUGGCAGAGGUGUCGAAAGUUACCGAUAAUGUUGUGGAUGUGAUAGUAUAUCCGUCGGCGCAAGACAAGACCAAGAAUCGAGGCUUCGCUUUCGUAGAAUACAUUAGUCAUCGGGAUGCUGCCAUGGCUAGAAGAAAACUCAUGACUGGAAAAAUACAACUAUGGGGACAUCAAAUCGCCGUAGACUGGGCUGAACCAGAACAAGAGGUCGACCAAGAAAUUAUGGAUCAGGUUAAAGUGCUUUACGCGAGAAAUCUUUUAUUGAGCACGACUGAGGAAACAAUAGAACAAGCGUUCAGCAAGUUCGGGGAAGUAGAACGCGUAAAAAAGAUCAAAGACUACUGUUUUAUUCACUUCCGAACCAAGGAACAAGCCAGGGACGCCAUGGAAGCAAUGAACGAGACAGAACUUGAUGGCAAUGAGAUUGAAGUCACCCUCGCAAAACCUGUUGACAAAGACCACCGUCAGGCCAAAGCUGCUGCCAAGGCCAUGAUGACAUACAACUUCGUGCCAUCGUAUGAUUACUCGCCUGCCCUGGCCUUUCCUGGAUAUGCCCCCGCUCAGUACAUCCCUUUCCAGAACUCCCUUGUCAAUGGUGUUGGCCCUGGAAUUGGAAGAGCGGCUGCUGCCACACCUUCAUUUGGAGGCGCUGUGAGACCAAGGGGGCGUGGCCGCAGUGCUGCUGGAAGUCGAUCAGCUGGUAACAAGUACUACUUCCCAGGCAGCCCACUCCUGUUCCGUGGCUACUAUGGUACUCCUAGCAUGAGACCAGGUUUCUAUGGUGAUUACAAGAAGAGUCAAGAGGAGCAGUUGUAUGAUUUAUUGCCUGGGAUGGAACUCACCCCUACCAAUCCCAUGACCCUGAAGCCAAGCUCCCUCAAGCCCCCUGGCCAGAUUCUUGAGGAUGUGUGUCAGAAAAACCAGUGGGGCAGCCCUGUGUAUACACUGCACAGUACACUUGGUCCCCAGGAAGUCCAGCUCUUCCUUUACAAGGUCUCAAUACCAGGCCUGGCCACUCAGUACCAGCCCCCAAAGUUAUGCCGCACAGUUGAAGAAGCCAAGAACUAUGCAGCCGAACACACACUUCAGCAACUAGGGAUCUCUUUAGAGGGUAUGUCUAGCGUCAGACAUCCCAGUUACUUCUGGAGCACCAGUCCCUACUACCGUGGCCUAUCAAGCUCGCCCUAUGGCACCAGGCCCAGCCUACAGUAUUCACAAUAAUGGCCUCCCUGUCACCUCGGCCGACACCGCCUCCUACCCGGCUGGAUUUGUAUCCAUUACACAGGCUCCACCCAGCAGCCCUGGGACGGCAGUUGUCGCCAAGAUGUGGCCCGCUGGGGGAGUACCCCCCAGUCAGGAUGGCAACAUCUACAGCGGCUAUGAAGGCUACCAAGAACAACAACCCUAUCCACAGAAUGUCUAUCAAUAUUAGAGGAUAUUGAAAGCUAUUAGUAAGUAGAGAGAGUAAACAUUAUGUCAUAUAUCAGUUCUUUUCACUGGGCAAGUUUUACACAUCUUGAGCUGGUUCAAGCUACAUAAACGGGUUCGUUUAUAUGUAUAAAGUAACUAUUUUGUGCUUGACUUCAGCCUUGCAAAGUCUGCCUGAAUAAUUUCCAUGCAUUAUACGUGCAGAUCUCCAGUCUGUUGGUGAAUAGAUGGAGAAUUUUUUCUUGAUAAAAUUGGGCAAUAUUUGGAAGGGUUAGCUCAGGCGCCCAAGAAUACAACAUAUUCGUAAAUGCCCCCAGGCUCUAAAGUACUGAUUAGAAUUGAUCCAAAUGCAUAAUUCUCGUUUGUAAAAAGAACGCCAUCAAAUCCAAUUAACAUUCCUAAUCAAAUUUACGCUCAUCUUCGAGCGAAACACGGAGUGGUGCAUUUUACUUAGACAAUUUUACACUGUUUUGUGUAUUUUUCAACUAACGGUUUACUAAAUAUUUUAUUUCUAUGUUAUUCCCUUUCAACUUAAGGUUGCUUGGGUCACAAACAAGAUAAAAGAGAGAGAAAAAAGAAGAAAAAUAAAUUUUAGUUUAUAUAUUUUUUAGGAGAAAAUGCUUGGAUAUUUAUAGAAAGUGGUUCUUUGGUCGAUUUUGUUGUGAGAAGAAAGUGCUCUGUAAAUAAAGCCAGGGAAAUUACGUACACUUACGCACAAAACGGACAAAAUAUUGCCUUGAGCCUGGUAGUCCAUGGGCUAGCAUUAGAAAUAAUUGUAUUUGGUGUCUGUUUGUACAUAAAAAAGUCCUUUUACAGUCUGCUAACAGGGCUGUGAAAAUGUAUUCCGUGUGUCUAAGAUCUCAUUACUUAGUCUCUGUUUGCUUUUUUUUGUUCCAGUCCAUUUUUCCCCACUUAUUGGAAUAAUUUUAAGUACCACAUGAAAGCACUUUAGAAAUGAGAGCUUUCUGUCAUAGAAAAAGGUUUUCGGCUAACACCCUCGAAGCCUUCAAGGCAAUCCUUCAAGAAUAUAAUGAGGUAUACACGAGAAAGUAUAUAUAUUUUUUGUUUUUAAGAGAAGGUAAUCUUCAUAUAUACUAGAGAGAAAAUUUUAUACGAGUUUUGAAAGAGAGCAAAGCGGGAGCGAUAAAACUUAUAAGAAUUAAUUUACAAAAGCGAAACAAAAUCGUCCAAACUAUACAGUCUGAGAUAGCCCGAGCUAGGAUAAAGUCAUUUAGAGUAGUUUAGAUUAGUUAAGAUAAGUAUUAAUCAACACAUUACGUGAAUAUUCCAUAUUUUAAUUGUUAUUGUUGAUUCUUGUGGCCAGACCGUGAAAAUGCGAGAGGAGAACUUAGCUCAUUUACCAAAGAAAUGUGGACAGAAAUAAGCGUAAAAGUUCACUAAGUUUGUUCCAAACUAGUGGAACUCUAUAUGUUCGUUUCUCUUAAUUCUGAGUAAAGUUUUCAAAAGGCUUACUUAUCCUCUCCCGAAAACAAAUUUCUCACCAUGAAAAAUAAGGCAGGUCUUAUUAUUUCACUGGAAUUCACGGGAGAGAAGUAUUUAUCGCCUGGUUUAAGUGUAUGUAAGGUCUAGAGGGAGGUCACACAUAAAAUGUAAUAAAAAAAAAAAAUCAUGUAAUUCGGUACGAUUACGGCAAAGGCUAUCCAAUAAACGGACGGUAGUACCGAG